CGCGGUGGCUUUAGCUCGCGAAUUCCGCAUUCGGCCGUGGACCGUCAGUGGAACGCACGCUUGUUUCGUUGUUUGAUACUCGAUCACAACCUACGCCAACAUUGACGCCAUUGGACUAUACAUAAGAUUAUAAAUUCAACAUUUACUAUGAUAGGUGAAGAAGAACGUGUUCAUCAAUGCCGAGAAUGUGGUUUAACCCUAUCCACUCGAAGCGCUUUAACAGCUCAUUCACGUUCGCACCGAGUCGCUGCUGAUGCUCACCGGUGCGACGUGUGUCACAAGACAUUUGCUGUACCUGCUCGGCUCGUGCGCCAUUACCGCACGCACACCGGAGAAAGACCUUUCGAAUGCGAAUAUUGCCAUAAAAUGUUCAGUGUAAAGGAGAAUCUUCAGGUCCAUCGAAGAAUACAUACUAAGGAAAGGCCGUAUCGAUGCGGCGUAUGCGGUGCAGCCUUUGAACAUUCGGGAAAAUUACAUCGCCACGCACGCAUUCAUACUGGGGAACGACCACACGCUUGUCCGCAUUGCCAUAAGACUUUCAUACAAUCUGGACAAUUAGUGAUUCAUUUACGAACGCAUACAGGAGAAAAGCCCUAUAGGUGUCCAGCACCCGGAUGUGGCAAGGGAUUCACUUGCUCCAAACAACUUAAAGUACACUCGCGUACACAUACCGGAGAGCGGCCCUACACGUGCGAAAUAUGUUUGCGAGAUUUUGGGUAUAAUCAUGUUUUGAAAUUGCACCGCUUCCAACAUUUUGGCGAACGCUGUUACCGCUGCACAGUAUGUGAUGGUACUUUUAAUACUAAAAAACAAAUGGAAGCACAUAUUUAUAAGGAACACGGCGCUGAUUCCGCCCAAGGAACUAACUCUCAAACGUCAGCACCGCUAGUGAAUGGAAAUGUGAUGUGUGAUAUAGUAGAAGCGGCUUUACAACAGUUGCCACCCACACCACCGAGCUCGCCGCCAUCCCCUCCGGGCUCUACAGCUACAUCGAGCACAAACACUUUGUCAACCGUUGUACCACCGAAUGCGUUUUCGCCAACUCCGUCGCCUUCACCAUCGCCCCCCGCAGAUCCAGUGGUUUAUCAUCAUUUUACGCUAGCGCCUUCAUCUCUCCCACCACGAAAACGUAAACUUAUUCCGCAUAUAGAAGAACCCGUACCGAUAGUUCGUCAUACGUCAGUGAUACAAUUUGCUCCUGCAGCUGCAGAAUCAUCAUAGCAAUAUUAAGCUUUAAUGGAUAGUUUAAUUUUAGUUCAAUAAUGCUUAUUUUAAAUUCAAAGGCUGUUUUUGACUGCAUGGUUAUUAGUAUUAGUCGUAAUUAUUUGUAUUAGGGCGUAAGGUUAAAUUUUACUAGAUAAUAAUAUGUAUUAUUGAGCAAGGUACUGAUCCUUAUUUUGGCAUAAUAAAAACCCGCCAUAAUGUUUGCAUUGAAAAGACUAAUUAAAUAUUACAAUGCAUUUGUGUCAUUUUUAAGUAUAUUGUAAUUUAGUUCUUAUUAUUAGUAUGUUAGUGUCAAUAUUUCAGGUUUAGCAAGCCACUAAAAUUAUCUAAUUUAUAGUAUGAUAUUUAUAUUAUGCUUCUUUAAUCUUAUUCUUCAUUCACAUUUCAUGUAUCUGUUACAUUUGGUAUGCAAUUAUUACUUUAAAUAAAGGCUGCAUUGCUUAAUU
Molecule: messenger RNA, 1670 nt
Organism: Zerene cesonia (dogface butterfly)
Lineage: Eukaryota; Metazoa; Arthropoda; Insecta; Lepidoptera; Pieridae
Gene: Kr-h1
Product: Krueppel homolog 1-like
Exons: 2
Coding region: 148-1221 (357 amino acids)
Biological process (GO): regulation of transcription by RNA polymerase II
Cellular component (GO): nucleus
Molecular function (GO): DNA-binding transcription factor activity, RNA polymerase II-specific; RNA polymerase II cis-regulatory region sequence-specific DNA binding
Source: RefSeq, a predicted model, not a curated record